CGAAUUCCGCCGAAACAGAAAGAAGAAGUAGAAGAAGAAAAAGUAAUAAAAAAACAACCGGUUGUGUUUGUCUGGCAGAGAAGCGAAGAAAUUUAAUUGAUAAACAAAUACUCUUCUCUCUCCCUCACUCCGCCCGGUGAAUCAUGUCAUCCAAGCGCAAAUCUGAGCCCACCAAGCGAACCCUGAAGCGCCCCAAGAAGCGCACUGAUGGGGAUUUUGAGUCGGACUUCAGUGACAGCAGCGAUGGGCACGAUGGGGCUAAUCAGAAUCAACCGGUUGAGGUGCUCAUCCCCAGUGAGCAAUUUGAGCCAACUGUCAAGCUCCCGCCGGAGCUGCUGAAGACACUGGACAAGGAACCCGGGCGCCUGAUGAUUGCCGGCUUUGUCACCUGGGACCUCACAGGGCGUCGCGAUACGAAGAAUAAAGUCACAAAAGUUCGCCCAAAUCUCUAUGUUUUCCAUCGUUUCACCGAUGAGAAGUAUCGCCUGGUGAUGAGUGGCUGUGCUGCCGCACACUCAAUCCUCAUCAAUAUGGAUCGCAAGGCCAUGGCAUUGGGGCGCAACCAGUUUAAUCAGUUGGGACUCCCAGAUACGAAGAGCUACGAGAAGCCAACCCUCAUCCCGGGGCUGGAGAACGUCAACGUCAUCUCAGCUGCCUGCGGACGCAAUCACACGCUCUUCCUCACAGACACAGGCACCGUGUAUGCGUGCGGUGACAACAAGUCCGGGCAAUGUGGGGUCGGCAGCAAUGUUCCCAUUGUGGCAAAGCCCACCCGGAUCAACUAUCAGGGUCCACCAAUUGUCAAAGUUGGCUGUGGCGCGGACUUCUCCAUGAUUCUCGACAUCAAAGGGAAUUUGCACACAUUCGGACUUCCGGAAUAUGGGCAACUCGGCCACAAUACGGACGGCAAGUACUUCCAGACAAACACAAAGAUGUCCUACCACUUUGAGAUGUCCCCCAAGCGGAUUGUCUUGUACAUUGAAAAGUCCAAAGAUGGCCACGUGACGCCCAUUGAUAAUGUCCAAAUUGUGGACUUCUCCUGCGGCAAUAACCACACCGUGGCGAUUGAUACGCAAAAGCGCGCCUACAGCUGGGGCUUUGGCGGUCUGGGGCGCCUUGGGCAUGCCGAGCAGAAGGAUGAGAUGGUGCCGCGUCUCAUAAAGUUGUUCGACAGUCAGAAUCGUGGGGUGCGCAGUGUGUACUGUGGCUCGUCGUAUAGCCUCGCGGUGAAUGACAUUGGGGUGUUGUUCCUCUUUGGGCAGAAUAAGCGAACAGGGGAGGCAAAUAUGUACCCCAAACCCGUGCAGGAUCUCGCUGGGUGGAAUAUAACGAGCAUUGGAUGCAGCUACACCUCAAUUGUCAUCUCAGCCGAUGACAGCCUCAUUGCAUGGGGCGCUUCCCCCACUUUUGGGGAAUUGGGCUUGGGGGACCUGCAGAAGUCUUCCACAACGCCCAAGGAGGUGACACGUCUCGAGGGCAUGAAGAUACCGCAAGUCACAAUGGGCUACUCCCACACACUCCUUCUUGCCAACACCGAUCACGAGCCAACGCGUGAAAAGUACGAGAAGCAGCCUGAAUUUGAUGUUAGUGACUAAACCACCACCUCCAACAAGAAAAAAAUCUCUGUAGGUUCGUAAGGCGACAACAAAGGCUGACAAUGUGAGAUAAAUAUCCCCUCAAGUUUAGAUUAAAAAAAAAAACAAACACAGUUUCUUUGCAAAGAUCACAAAGCUAAUACCCAAUUUUCAUUAAAUGUGCAGGACUAUUUUACUUUCAAUAUGUUUUUGAUGUUUUUAAAGAAUUUGUUUGUGGAGUUUUUGAUACGUUUUCCUGGAGUUUUAAAUUAAUUUUCAUUUAAAAAUGUUUUUUUUUUAUAAAUCAAAGAAGAGAGAUUUUGUAGAGGAGAGAGAAACUUUGAGAGUAAAAUCAUAUUAAAAAAAGAAAUGUAAGUGAAGAAGAAGAAGACAACGCGUUUGAGCGAAGAGCUUUCUGAUUGGAUGAUAAAUUCGAUCAAAGAGUUCUCAUUGGCUCAGUGGCUUUACGUCAAAAUCUAUAGUGGAGCUUCGGUGCAAUGUUAUUGUGAACAAAAGAAAGAGUUUUUCCAGUAAAUAAAAUAAAAUAGAUAUUUGAAUUUGGAGAAUUUAACCCUUUUCAGGUCCAUGCCAUGUUUUCGGGAAUAGUGACGUCAUUCUAUAAAUUUUUGUGCAAAUCUUUGCGAUCUUUUCCCACAGCUGAUCCCAAUGAAAAAUGAAAAGAAAUCUUGGCGAUUUCUCAUUCUUUAAUUGAUUUUCUCUUGAAGAAAACGCGAGUUCUGAUUCUUUUUCAAAUGAAAAGGCAUUUCCCAUAGAGAAAUGAAUAAACUCCUUUUUGCUUCUCUUUUUUUUUGCUGAAAAUUCCUAAAGUCCUGCACAUAGAAAAAUCAAACCAUAAACUGCAAUAACUUUCUAGAACAAAAACUUAAUAAAAAUUUUAUAUUUAAAUCUAAAUAAAAAAUCCUAAAAAAAAUCUCGAAAUGUAGGCAGUUCUGUGCAAAAUUAGAAUUUCUACUACUGACUAUAAAAAAAUACUACAAUUAAUUAAUUUUUUUUAUUUAAAUUAAAUAUUUUAUACUCAAAAAAAUGAAAGAAAAAGUAGAAAGAAGAAAACUUCUCUUGGUGACGUUUUUUUUAGAAAAAAAAGAAAGAUUUUUCUUUGUACUUUGAAAAGAAAAUUAUAAUGAAAAAUUUUCUAUUUAAUAUUUAACAAAAAUUAAGGAAAAAUAAUAAAGAAAAAUUAAGAGAAGAUUAAGUAAAAGGAAAUUAAUAAAAAUGACACAUGAAAAGAUAAUACGAACUUUGGAAAAUUUAAGUAGAAUAUUUAGUGUUUCUUAGGGAUUUAUAAUAUUAAUGAAAAAAAUAAAGAAAUUAAAUAAGAGACUAUCGUAAUUUGUAGUCGAGUGAGAUGGAAGGAAGAUGAAAAAAUAAAUUGUCUAAAAUACUGCCUCAUUGAAAAUAUUUCUCUUUUUCCACACUCAUAUCCAUCACAAGAUUUUUUUUUAAAAAUAUCUUUUAUUAUUUUUUCAAUUCGCCCCCAAGACUAACACGCAAUAAAACUUUUUCUCUUUGUUUUUAAAUCACCCACAAUAAUGCAAAAAAAGCAAAAGAAAUAUUGCGAUAAAAAAAAGUUGUUAAAUGUAAGAAAGAAAAAUAUUAAAGAGAGAGAGAAUAAAACAUUAAACAUAAUAGAUAAAACAAGAUAGUGAUGAAUGCAGUUGAUUGCAAUUUAUGCAAACAGUAUUCCAGAGUAUAAAGAAAUAUUUUUUAAUUAUUUUAGAAAGCUUUUCUCAUUUUAUGUAAGAAUAAAAAUAAUUUUUAAGGCAAAAAUGAAAGAAAAAAAAUUAAUAAAGGUAUACAACAAGA
Lutzomyia longipalpis is the source of this 3398-nucleotide messenger RNA. RefSeq names its product protein RCC2 homolog. NCBI's taxonomy places the organism in Eukaryota, Metazoa, Arthropoda, Insecta, Diptera, Psychodidae. The coding region runs from base 144 to 1595 and encodes 483 amino acids. The record is from RefSeq and is a predicted model, not a curated record. The transcript has 4 exons.